CCCCGAGGAUGAAGGACACCUCUGGCCACCCUGCUCCAGCCCGCUAGGACCCUCCCCCCCACACACACACUUUCUCACAUGGCCUGGACCGGGACCCUGCGAAGCCUGACUCUGCUGCUACCUCUGCUCUUACCGCCCUGGACACCCACCAGAGCCAUGGCCAGGGAGGUGGUCGUGCUGGCGCCCACCGAGGUGCAUGGCUCCCUGGGCAGCACCGUGACCCUGCCGUGUCACCUGCAACCUCUGGACUCCGAAACCCCACGGAUGACUUAUAUAAGGUGGACGCGGCAGGAACCGCUGGGGGACCCCAGCAUUGUGGCCGAAUUCCACUGGCACCGGGGCCCCAGCAUCGCAGAGCCCGACCGUGUGGACUUCGUGGCCACCCGGAUGGAUGCGGAUUUGCUGGACGCCUCGCUGACCAUGAGUGAUUUGAGCCCUGGGGACGAAGCCAACUACACCUGCGAGAUCCACAUCAGCACGUCCCAGAUGGAGAGUGUCCGCACCUGGCUCAGAGUGUUCUACGCCCCCCAGGUUUCUAUUGCCCUCUAUGAUGACAUCGGGCAGCAGGGCCGCAGGGAGACCAGCCUGACCUGUGACGCCCGCAGCAACCCAGAGCCUGAGAGUUAUGACUGGAGCACGACCACGGGCUCCCUGCCCCCCUCUGCUGUACCCCAGGGCUCCCGGCUCCUGAUCCAGCCCACUGAGGAGUCCAUCAACACGACCUUCAUCUGCCGCGUCUCCAAUGCCCUGGGAACGGGCCAGACAGCCAUGAGAGUCCAGCUCCCAGCCAAUGAGAUGACCGAGAUGCCUGAGAUGACCUUGUGGGCACCCACAGAAGUGCACGGCCGCCGGAGCGACAUAGUGAAGCUGCCCUGUGAGCUGCAGUUUCGGGGGUCCGGCAGCCCGGAAGUGACGCAGGUAACGUGGACGCGGCGGGCACCGUCGGGGGAAUCCAGCGUCCUGGCAGCCCUCCACCCGCUGUCCGGGCCCAGCAUCUCAGAACCCGGCCACGUGGAAUUCGCGUCCGCCUGGUGGGGCCCAAAUCUACUGGACGCUUCGCUGCUGGUUCGCGGGCUGCAGCCGGAGGACGAGGCCAACUACACGUGCGAGGUGACCAUGGCCCAUGGCGGGACCAGGAGCGCGGCCACCUGGCUUCGGGUGUUCUAUGCCCCCCAGGUCUCCAUCUCUCUCUAUGAUGACAUCGGGCAGCAGGGCCACAGGGAGACCAGCCUGACCUGAGACGCCCGCAGCAACCCGGAGCCCAAGAGCUAUAAUUGGAGCACGACCAUGGGCCCCCUGCCCCCCUGUGCUGUACCCCAGGGCUCCCGGCUCCUGAUCCAGCCCACUAAGGAGUCCAUCAACACGACCUUCAUCUGCUGUGUCUCCAAUGCCCUGGGGACAGGCCAGGCAGCCAUG
This is a messenger RNA of Sorex araneus (European shrew), 1416 nucleotides long. Its product is annotated as nectin-2-like. Lineage: Eukaryota; Metazoa; Chordata; Mammalia; Eulipotyphla; Soricidae. The transcript has 7 exons. Gene Ontology annotation, cellular component: focal adhesion; extracellular exosome; apical junction complex. The record is from RefSeq and is a predicted model, not a curated record. The coding region runs from base 79 to 1239 and encodes 386 amino acids. Gene Ontology annotation, molecular function: cell adhesion molecule binding. Gene Ontology annotation, biological process: acrosome assembly; homophilic cell-cell adhesion; susceptibility to natural killer cell mediated cytotoxicity.